Molecule: messenger RNA, 4173 nt
Organism: Penicillium samsonianum
Lineage: Eukaryota; Fungi; Ascomycota; Eurotiomycetes; Eurotiales; Aspergillaceae
Exons: 6
Coding region: 1-4173 (1390 amino acids)
Source: RefSeq, a predicted model, not a curated record
AUGGCCAAUAGCCGGACGCUUUAUUUGUCUUCAAUGUGGUCACUGGAGGACCGAGGGAUCUCAGAACUCCGAGACAGGCUCAAGGCAUUGAAUCCCGGUGCUUCGAUCAAAGUCGAAUAUCUACGUGAUAAACAUAUCUUGGUUGUCACUGGUCAGUUCGAUGAGGAAUUCGAUGUCGAAAUCACAUCACUGCUUGCAACUUAUAUCGAAGAGCAUCGCAACCUUGAUGAUCUAUUUGACAUGCCGAGAGUUCGUCAACUUCCGAUCUCGACCUACUUCGAUCCCAAUCCCUUUCCUGGCUACGGAAACGAUGCGCAGCCAGAGAUGGAAACCCUAGUGGAAGAUAUUAUGCCGACACAACCCACUAGCGAUGGACCCGUUGUCAAGUUCUGGUAUCCCUCGCAGGUGGGAAUGGGUCCCGUCUCUCAUGACUCGGGCCCUCUCCUACUUCGCAUUUCCAAAAUGACGGAAACACAAAUUACAGUGCAAGGAGCCCGAGGGCUCCGUAUCUCUGCACAACACAUGGCCAACAUCGAUGAGGCAAUGGAUAUACUCGACUCCCUUGAAGAAUGCUUGGAUCUCAUUGAGAACCCAAACCGAGGGGUGGGUAUCUUUACUCCAAAACGGGAAAACGCUACCUUUCGCAUCAUGACAUAUGCACAGAUCAGCUCCAUGGCCUUGUGGCGCAUUUUAAUCGACCGAAAUGCGUCUCUUCAUCUCCCAAAAAUAAUGACUCUGGUGGUUUGUGAAUUCGACGAGCUUGCUAACGAAUUUCGUCCACUUCGCAAACUUCGGCAGCCGCCGCAAGUGGCCCUGAAGGAAGCGAGCAUUACUCGAGACUGGGAAGACUAUCAUUUUCCAGAGAUCGGUCCGAGAAACGAUCCCCUUCUAGGGGAGAUUGAUCAGCAUCUCGCGCCUAAAAUUGAGACCUCUCAUGAGAAGAGUGAUAUCCAGCACCCGUAUCUUUCUACUGGAAAGGCAAAAGAUGUCGACUUAUGGAUCUCUCGGGGUGUCACUAAACGGCCUUUGGCAACCGACAGUCAUACAAAAAGAACACUGGAAGAUGAUCCCACCUCCCCUAAGCUUGUUGCUUCCAAGCCUCCACCUGAGUCUAUCUUUCCCGUGCCAAGGGAUCAAAGGCAGUCUGGUCACUUCAAGCCCAAUCCUGCAGGCGUCAAAGCACGCGUGAUUAUGCUACCAGAUGGAACUGUAGCACCCUCUAGCCAGUCUCGACAAGAAAAGCCAAUAGACACCCCUCAUGGCCCAAAUACAUCCUUGUUUGGCCGACUCAGCUAUAGGGAGAGAAAGAGGGAGCAAGACGUAGCCGGUUCGUCUGUCUCGGUCCCUCAACAAAAGAGACUCGUUAGUAUCGUAUGUAGCGUGGCUGACUCCACUGCUCCAGAUGCAGCUUCCAAAUUACCGGAAACAAUGUCCGAGGCAACCGAUCCUGUGGCUUCUACCUACUCUACCUCUACCCAGGAACCAAAGUCAAUUGCCGCCCCUCGUCGCCCAGUUCUAUCCACUCAUCCGGGUGCAGCACUCAAACAGCCGGGAGAAACGAGACAUGCAGCUGAUUUGGCUACCUCUCCCGCUAACCAAGAAGAGAAGCUGACUAGCACUCUGCGACAACAAAUUCGCUCUGGUUCUCCAAGAGUCGAAACGGCCAAGCCUUUCGGCAUACUCAAGGCAGUGAAUUCCCAGGUGAAUACAAAGCCUCAAGGACGAAGUGUUGAUUCGGUGAUGGGGGAGAUAAGGCUAAUGAUUGAGACGGUCAAGACCACGAGGGAAACCGGAAUAGAUGAUGUGUCCAGCAAGCCAAAGAUAAGGGACCAAAAACAGCCACGCACCACAUCCACUGGGCGAGAUCGCACAGAGGAAACAGAGAACCUUAGCCCCCUCAUUGAUCUUGAUUGCGAAGUGAGAACUCUCAAUAGUGGCUUACAACACAUUGUUGCAUUCGAUCCGCCAGCCACAGCCCCAUCAAGCGGUCCAAAGCAGUCUACAGAUGCUCAACAUGACCAAUUCCAGCAUGGCGAGACUUGCACUUUUACUGAAACUGGUGAUAUUCUUGAUAUGCCCAAUAUCGAUGAUACAUCUGUGCAACCUCAGCUAACUCAGAGCAUCUCUCCUUAUCCUGAGCCAACCCAAGAUCCGAUGAUCCUCCGUCCGAAGACUCCAGCCUGUGUUACUAGCGAGCCUACCCAACCAGGGCUCGCUACAUCUGGGCCAUUGCCUGAUUUGGAAGUUGUUGGCUCUUGUCAUGAGAGCGACGUAUUGGACCACGAACAGAAACAGGAACAGUCUCCUGAAUACCGCAGCAAGGCCGAUGAGGUAGCACUGGAAUAUCUACUCCGGCAGAUCAAGGACAAUCCUGCCCCAGAAGUUCCCAGCAUUGAGGAGAUUGCGCUACCUCUUGAUGCUAGCCUUUGUGAUCCUGCAACUCGAGUUCUGUCUUCUAGCUCGCGUGACAGCGCUCCGCGAGGUGGUAUUCAGCAACGUCAACGCCCUGGUCAGGGGAGUGAGAGAGUGCCCUUUCUUCAUCCAGAUCUCAUUGAUAUCUCACCUCGGAUGCUUUCUCCUCGCUUGAGGCGCGUCCCUUUGCAACAAUCCGACUCCAAAGGUGAUGAGCAAGAUGCGGAACCAAAAGACGGCGAAAGGCUGGCUGUCUCAGAGGAAACUCAGACAAGAGAAUUCCACGAGACAAUGUUCCAUCAGCGGCCUCCCGACAAGGCUUUUCAAUGGAUAGAUGGAGUAACCAAGGCAGUGAGAAGGGCAAAAAUUGAGAUCCACACUGCUAAUACCUGGCAGCGAGGGGAAAACAAUGAGGCCAAUGCGGAGAACAAGGAAAAGGUUCAAGCUCCCAUUGCUAAUUUCUGGCAGCGAAGAAUAGAAUUCAAACCAACAGAAGCGCAGCCAGGAAAAAGCACUGCCUUGCCCACAAAGGCGGUUGUGAAAUCAUCAAGAGAAAAGAAGCACAGUUAUGAAUCCACAGAGACUCUGUUUCGCUUCCUUCAACCAAUUCUUGAUGCAGUUCGCAGCUUUCCCGGAACCUUGAGCCUUCAAAUUCAGUUCGGUCUUAUGUUCAUGCCCAGCUUGCCAGCUUCAACCAAAGAGAAGGAGAUGAGCUACAGGGAGGUUCACCAGCUGUUCUUCUCUGAGAAUAACUUGACACCACCUCCAAUCUCAUUAUUCCAGCGCUUGACUUCAUCUCCUGCGGACAUUGAUUACCUCAUUGAUUUGGAAGUCAACCAAUGUCGCUUGUUCGACCAAAAGUACAGCCACCGCGGCGUAAAGUACGAGUUCUGGUGCCGCGAUGGUCCGAACAGAACCAUUGUUAUUUCAGUCAAUGAAUAUGGACAUGCUAUGAUUCGCUAUCCUGAGGUCUCCCUAGGCACGGUGAACUUGAGUUUCCCUUCCCAAGUCUGGGAUGCAGCUGCUAUGGUACAAGGUUUUAUCGAAUACAUUACGGGGGCUGACCCGGAGCUUGACGAAACUGCACGGAUGAUGGCAAAAAGCAUCCGGAUAGAGCCAAACAAUAAACACCUCCGUAUGCUGGUCCGUCUUCCCCUGGCUUCAAAGAUCAGAAUCGAGAAGGUGUUCAUGGAACGGUGGAGCCGUCACCAAUACCGCUCGGGGAAGAGCAAGGACUUGUUUCUCCAAAUCAGUGAAAUCCAAGAACUCCUUGGAACUCCCUCUGUCCUGGAUCCGGGUAUCAUGGUAUUGCAGAACGCCCCGCUUGAGAAAAUGGUCAAGCACGGAAAGCAGUGGUGGGAGGCCUCUAUUGUCAGCAGCAAAGUGGACGAUAUCAUGAAAUCAAAUUCCUUCCUUGAGCCCGGUGACCGCAACGAGUCCUGGUGUGCGACAGAUCUCCUCGGUGCAGAUAUCACGAAUGUCGUUCGCUCUACUGCGAAGCAGGAGCUGAGUACCCUCGGAGCCGAAGUAGGUCAUUCCGGAAUUGGAGCAAUGUUCCAACUUGCCAAAACUGUCGUGCAGAAAAUCGAUGCUGUCGGGUACUGGAACAGAGGUCCUGCCAGUCUUGACCGGCGCACUAAUACGUCGAACGAUCGCAGCCAGGGUGGUACAGGUACGGUUAAGGAGCCGUCCACUUCCUUGGGGAAACAAUUGGUGCCCUGGGCUCCGCCAGCUGGCCUCAAGGAAAAGCACAAGUGGUGA